Molecule: messenger RNA, 2546 nt
Organism: Pangasianodon hypophthalmus (striped catfish)
Lineage: Eukaryota; Metazoa; Chordata; Actinopteri; Siluriformes; Pangasiidae
Product: E3 ubiquitin-protein ligase TRIM39
Exons: 8
Coding region: 391-2088 (565 amino acids)
Biological process (GO): protein ubiquitination
Molecular function (GO): ubiquitin-protein transferase activity; zinc ion binding; protein binding
Source: RefSeq, a predicted model, not a curated record
CAGUGCUCUUAUAAAAUAAUUUCCUUUCUCUAUAGUAAAACAGGAUUUCUAUAAGAGUACAAUAAUAAUCAUGUUAAUGUGUACACAUAUUGCUGUGUUAUUCUGAAAGUCUGAGAUCCACAUACUGAAGCUAAAGCUGAAAGUGGGGACAAACUGCAUUGUGAUCAUAUGUGGAUCUGCCCCUUUAUCAGCCACUAUGAAGUGAACAAGGAAGUGACUAAAGUGCAGAUGAAAAGCAGUUAGAUCACACUGAGAAGAAAAACUUAUUUUCACAUUAAUUUCUGAAAUUACCUGCAGGAUAUUCACUGACUCUGAGAUAUAAAUGCAGACCAUUCUCACUAACUGAAAAGAGGCAAGUAAAAUAAAGGUUAAAAACACAGGAGGAAGUAAAUGGCUGGAUCUUCAUUACAAAUGAAAGGCAGAAGAAGGAGCAGCAUGGAAAAAGACAUUUUUUUUGCUCGUAACUCCAGCAGUCUCCUGACUGAAGAGCAGCUGCUGUGUUCGAUCUGUCUGGAUGUGUUCACUGAUCCAGUUACCACUCCAUGUGGACACAACUUCUGCAAGAGCUGCCUUACACAGUGCUGGGAGAAGAGUCAACACUGUCACUGUCCAUUAUGUAAAGACAAAUUCACCAAGAGACCUGAACUGAAGGUUAAUACAACACUGAGAGAGGUUGCAGAUCACUUCAAGAAGAAAAGUGGUCCUGACAAACCUGAGGUUCUUUGUGACGCCUGCACUGGAGAGAAGCUGAAGGCCCUGAAAUCCUGUCUGGAUUGUUGUGCAGCUUUCUGUAAAACUCAUUUAGAGCCACAUAAUAACAUUCCAAAGCUCAAGAAACACAAACUAAUAAACCCUGUGGAGAAUCUGGAGGACUACAUAUGCCAGAAACAUGAUAGAGCUCUGGAGCUGUUCUGUAGAGAUGAUCAGACGUGUGUGUGUCGGUUCUGCACUGAAGGAGACCACAAGAAUCACAACACUGUUCCUAUAGAGGCAGAGAGCAGAGAGAGGAAGACUCAGCUGGGGAAAACACAGACAGAUGUGCAGCAGAUGAUUCAGGACCGACUGAAGAAGAUCCAAGAAAUCAAACACUCAGUAGAGCUCAGUAAAAGAAGCACAGAGAAAGAGAAAGCAGACAGUGUUGAAGUCUUCACUGCUCUGAUUCGCUCCAUUGAGAGAAGUCAGGCUGAGCUGCUCGAGGUGAUGGAGGAGAAGCAGAAAGCAGCAGAGAGGCAGGCUGAAGGACUCAUUAAAGAGCUGGAGCAGGAAAUCACUGUGCUAAAGAGGAGAGACACUGAGCUGGAGCAGCUCUCACACACUGAGGAGCAUCUCCACCUCCUACAGAUUUACUCCUCCAUGUGCAGCCCUCCACACACCAAGAACUGGACUGAGAUCAGUAUUAACACUGAUCUGAGUGGGGACACUGUGAGGACAGCUCUGUCUCAGCUUCAGCAGACUCUGAAUGAGAAACUCACUAAAACACUCAAUGACAAGUUAAAGGAAACAGUUUCCAGAGAACUGAAGAGGAUUCAGCAGUAUGCAGUGGAUGUGACUCUGGAUCCUGAUACAGCAAAUCCAUAUCUCAUCCUGUCUGCUGAUGGAAAACAAGUGACACAUGGAGACGAGUGGAAGGAUCUCCCUGAUACACCACAGAGGUUUAAUACAGGUGUUGGUGUUGUGGGAAAGCAGAGUUUCUCCUCAGGUAGAUUUUAUUAUGAGGUGCAGGUCAGAGGGAAAACUAAGUGGACAUUAGGAGUUGUGAGAGAGUCCAGUAACAGGAAGGGGAUGAUUACACUGACUCCUCAGAAUGGAUUCUGGACUGUGGGACUGAGGAAUGAGAAUCAGUAUGAGGCUUUUGCUGAUCCCCCUGUCCCCCUCACACUGAGAGAGAAGGUGGAGAAGGUGGGGGUGUUUGUGGAUUAUGAGGAGGGUCUGGUCUCCUUUUAUGAUGUGAAGUCCAGCUCUCAUAUCUACUCUUUCACUGCUCAGUCUUUCACUGAGAAACUCUAUCCAUUCUUCAGUCCUAGGACAAAUGAAGGAGGUAAAAAUUCAGUACCACUGAUCAUCUCUCCUGUAUUUAACACUGAAUAAUCAUCUAUUAAAUGGUGAGAAUAAAAAGAAAUAUUUUACUUUUUUGGUGAAUUUUAGAAAUACAUAUUUCCUUUUAAAGUGCUGUACAGUUUAUUUUAAUACCUGGGGUUUGUUUUUAAUUUUAAUCCUACAGUCUGUUUUUACACAUUAUGAUUGUGGAACUUUGUCAUUACAAAUCAAAUAUUAAUAAAGAUCGUUUACAGUUCACACUGAGUUUUACUGCAGAAUUGAAUCUGAUCAAUAAAAUGGAUUAAGUUCAGCUGCUGAUGUCUGUGUAGAUACAACCGAACAAAACUGUUUCUCCUUCAAACUCAAUCAAACACAAAUGCAAUCAAAUUCAGCUUUUAUUUAGAAAUAAAAAUGUCAGGGUUAUUCUGUUCUUUUAAAAAAAAAGAAAUGAAAUGAAUGAAUGAGUGAAUCCUCUAUCUGUGCUGUUUUACAUCAGUAAAUGUUCUUAU